Messenger RNA from Castor canadensis (American beaver), 2004 nucleotides. It is a transcript of the gene Slc18a3, whose product is annotated as solute carrier family 18 member A3. Gene Ontology annotation, molecular function: acetylcholine transmembrane transporter activity. Gene Ontology annotation, biological process: transmembrane transport; chemical synaptic transmission. Lineage: Eukaryota; Metazoa; Chordata; Mammalia; Rodentia; Castoridae. The record is from RefSeq and is a predicted model, not a curated record. Gene Ontology annotation, cellular component: terminal bouton; AP-1 adaptor complex; AP-2 adaptor complex.
GCAGGGGCUGCUGCGGGCGCUCCCUGGGUACAGCGCGCCCAGUCUCCGUGCCCAGCCCCUCUGCGUGCCCGCUUCCCCGGCCGCACCUGAGCCCAGCGGUGGCGGGUCGCUGGAUCAGCUAAGAGCAGCGGCGGCGCCUCGCGGGACAGAGUCCUUGGCUUUCUUUAGGCGUGGGGACAUGAGCCCCGCAGCUACCUGAGGCACGGGGGUGGGGGGCGCUGCACGGCUAGGACCGCGCCUCCGAAGAAGUUCCUCAUCCUAGUCUCUGCACUGCGGAACGCCCGCGCCGGACACUGGUGGAGGCGUCCUCGGAAGAGCAGCGGGAUAGGGGCAUGGAACCCACGGCGUCCGCGGGCCAGGCCCGGGCGGCGGCCACCAAGCUGUCAGAAGCGGUGGGCGCGGCGCUGCAAGAGCCCCAGCGGCAGCGGCGCCUGGUGCUGGUCAUCGUGUGCGUGGCGCUAUUACUGGACAACAUGUUAUACAUGGUCAUCGUGCCCAUCGUGCCCGACUACAUCGCUCAUAUGCGCGGGGGCAGCGAGAGUCCCACCCUGGCCUCCGAGGUAUUAUGGGAGCCCACCCUGCCGCCGCCCACUCUGGCUAAUGCUAGCGCCUACUGGGUUAACACCUCCGAGUCCCCGACGGCUGCCGGGCCUCCCUGGUCGACUCUGCGGCCCCGCUACCCCACGGAGAGUGAAGACAUGAAGAUCGGGGUACUGUUUGCCUCCAAAGCCAUUCUGCAGCUGCUGGUGAACCCUUUGAGCGGGCCCUUCAUUGAUCGCAUGAGCUACGACGUGCCACUGCUUAUUGGGCUGGGCGUCAUGUUCGCCUCCACUGUCGUGUUCGCCUUCGCGGAAGACUACGCCACCCUGUUCGCGGCGCGCAGCCUGCAGGGCCUGGGCUCAGCCUUCGCGUACACGUCUGGCAUUGCCAUGAUCGCGGACAAGUAUCCCGAGGAGCCGGAACGCAGCCGCGCGCUGGGCGUGGCAUUGGCCUUCAUCAGCUUCGGAAGUCUAGUGGCGCCACCCUUCGGGGGCAUCCUCUACGAGUUCGCCGGCAAACUCGUUCCCUUUCUAGUGCUUGCCGCCGUGUCGCUCUUCGACGCGCUGUUGCUGCUGGCGGUGGCCAAACCCUUCUCGGCUGCUGCACGGGCGCGGGCCAACCUGCCAGUGGGCACGCCCAUCCACCGCCUCAUGCUGGACCCUUACAUUGCUGUGGUAGCCGGCGCGCUUACUACCUGUAACAUUCCCCUUGCCUUCCUCGAGCCCACUAUAGCCACGUGGAUGAAGCACACGAUGGCGGCGUCAGAGUGGGAAAUGGGUAUGGUCUGGCUGCCGGCCUUCGUGCCGCACGUGUUAGGCGUCUACCUCACCGUGCGCCUGGCUGCACGCUACCCACACCUGCAGUGGCUGUAUGGCGCCCUUGGCCUGGUGGUGAUCGGCGCCAGCUCGUGCAUUGUGCCGGCUUGCCGUUCAUUCGCGCCGCUAGUGGUUUCCCUCUGCGGCCUCUGCUUCGGCAUUGCACUGGUGGACACGGCGCUGCUGCCCACGCUCGCCUUCCUGGUGGACGUGCGCCACGUCUCAGUCUAUGGCAGCGUCUAUGCCAUAGCUGACAUCGCCUAUUCCGUGGCCUAUGCGCUCGGGCCCAUAGUGGCAGGCCAUAUCGUGCACUCGCUUGGCUUUGAGCAGCUCAGCCUUGGCAUGGGCUUGGCUAACCUGCUCUAUGCGCCAGUCCUGCUGCUCCUUCGCAAUGUGGGCCUCCUGACGCGCUCUCGCUCUGAGCGGGACGUGCUGCUAGACGAGCCGCCGCAGGGUCUGUACGAUGCGGUGCGCCUACGUGAGCGUUCGGUGCCAGGCGGGGACGGCGAACCUUGCAGUCCACCUGGCCCUUUUGACGGCUGUGAGGACGACUACAAUUACUACUAUACCCGCAGCUAGCAGCCCCGCUGCUCCUCCAGGCCACUCGCCCUUCCCUCUUGGGUCAAGGUGGCUGCUCUGCGACAGCGCA